Myodes glareolus (Bank vole) is the source of this 1713-nucleotide messenger RNA. The record is from RefSeq and is a predicted model, not a curated record. NCBI's taxonomy places the organism in Eukaryota, Metazoa, Chordata, Mammalia, Rodentia, Cricetidae.
AUGGGGAAUGACACUUCAAACCCGCGGGUCGCAGAGAGUUUUCUCCACCCGCUUCAGCGGUUGUUGAAACAGCGAGGUCUGAAGAUCUCUGAUGGCUCUAUAAGGGGAUUCUUGGAAGACAUUGACCAGGCGGUUCCGUGGUUCGGGGUGACGGGGGACGUCAAUCUCCCCUGUUGGGUAAAGCUAGGACGAGAUCUCGAGAAGGCUAAAGCUGAGGGGAAAUUACGGCCAAGAACAAAGCCCCUGUGGCAGUUGAUACGCUCUUGCCUUAAAGAUGGCACGUGCAUCGAAAUUGUCAGCGAGAGUCGCAGAGCUCUCUCUGCCCACCAGGAUAGCAUGUCAGAAUCAGAUAGCAAAAAGGAGGCAGAACUAAAAGAAAGGAAACCUAGGAAUAGUAAAAAGAGCUCUAAAGGAAAUAAAGAAAAGACAGACCAUGGGAAAAUGGGACAAAAACCCUCCGGGCUGUACCCAGUCCUGGAUGAGUUUGCACACCUGACUCUCUCAGAUACCUCUGAGGAGGAGUUGGAUCUAGAGGAGGAGGAAGAAGUAGAGGAAGUUGCCGCGGAGUAUGCACGGGGACGGUAUAGUCCGGACAACUCCGAUCCACUUCCAUAUUGCCCGCGAAAGGGACAGCUGACAGGGAUCCCAUCCGUGCCAGUUGCCUCAGGUGCAUUUUUUAUAAAACCCAGCACAUGGAGUCGGCUGGCCAGUGCAUUUCCAGUAUUUGAAGACCCUGCUAUGCAGAAUAGGCAUCAUGAGCCAGUAGGGUAUAAGCAACUGAAGGAUCUGGCCGAGUCGGUCAGGAUGUAUGGGGUGGGUGCUAGUUUUACCCUGGCCCUCAUGGAGCGUCUUGCCCAGAAUGCCAUGACUCCUUCAGAUUGGUUUGGCGUGGCCAAAGCAUACUUAACCUUAGGGCAGUAUUUAGAGUUUAAAUCAAUUUAUACUGACUUCACCUAUUCCCAGGCCAGAACAAAUGUGAUGAAUGGGAAUCAGUUCUGGACAGCAGACAUGUUACUGGGGCAGGGGCAGUGGAUUAAUAAUCAGACAGCCCUCCCAGUAGAAGUCUAUACACAAAUUAACACAAUAGCCACACGGGCAUGGAAAGCCAUCCCAAACAAAGGAGAAGUGGCCGGUAAUCUUACAAAAAUAAUCCAAGGCGCCACAGAACCAUUCUCUGACUUCGUGGCGCAUAUGAUGGAGGCUGCAGGCUGCAUGUUUGGGGACAUGGACCACACCAUGCCCCUCGUAGAACAAUUAGUGUACGAGCAAUGUACUAAGGACUGCAGGCAUGCCAUAGCCCCGUGGAAGGCAAAAGGCUUACAGGCAUGGAUGAAAGUAUGCAGGGAAGUUGGAGGGCCCUUGUCCAAUUCAGGGUUGGAAGCUGCAAAAACAGUUGGUAAAGGGCAUGGCGGAUCGAAACAAUGUCCAAACAAUGGAGGGGGGAGCAAAACAGGAAACCGCAAGCCGGAUGUUUGCCGUAGGUGCAAGAAAGGGAAACAUUGGGCAAAUGAGUGCCAGUUGGUAAAAGACAUACAUGGGCUGCCCAUUACAACACCCCAAGGGCCAAAAAACAGGAACAGGGGCCCCCGUCCCCAGGGCCUACGAAAAUAUGGGGCACUGCAGAACCUGUCAUUUCGUCCCCCAUCACAGCCAGGAGAGCAACCUCAGGCUCUGCAGGGCUGGACAUCUGUGCCACCUCCAGAGUGGUAUUAA